GAAAUUAGUCGAGGGGAAAAGAUUGUGGGUAUUUGUGAGUUUAUUCGCAUGGAAUCUUCCUCUAAUUUUGGAGCUGGACCUGGUCGAGCCUCUGUUGGUGCAAGUGAUGGUGCAAUGGCGAGAACAAUUGUGAGGGAUGUUGGGUUGGUUGAGCACAACUAUGAAGGUCCUCAAAUGUACUGUGAGUGUGGCUUCAAGGCACCAAGGUGGACUUCAUGGAGACCAUGGAGCAUUGGGAGACGAUUUUAUGGUUGCCGGCACUUCUUGAAUGAGGUAAAUUUGGGGUUCUGCCUUAAGCCAAUGUAAUAUUACUUAUCUGUUGUUUGUUGUUUUCUUUCAAUUUUUAUUUACUUAUUUGUUGUUUGUUGUUUUCUUCCAAUUUUUAUUUACUACUUUUAGCCUCUGUUGGUGUUGAGCUCAAAAAAUUAAUGGUUCAUACUGUAUUUGGUGUCUUUGCUCUAAUGGUUGUGUAUUUGAUGUUUUGGGUGUUGUUCUAAGUGGGUAGGUGGUGUUUCAAGCGUAAAUGUAUGGCCUUUCUUUUGGUGUUUUGUGGUCAUAUGUGAUGACCAAAAUUUUGGAAGCUUUGAGAACAUGCCUAUAAACCAUUGUAAUGUAAUUGAAUAUGUUAUGCAGCAAUGGAAAAAGGGCUCUUCUACAUUUGUAAAGCUAUUUGUAAAUCAAGACAUAAAUAAUAAAUACUUAG
Rubroshorea leprosula is the source of this 703-nucleotide messenger RNA. The record is from the annotation of a GenBank genome assembly. NCBI's taxonomy places the organism in Eukaryota, Viridiplantae, Streptophyta, Magnoliopsida, Malvales, Dipterocarpaceae.